Molecule: messenger RNA, 777 nt
Organism: Hydatigera taeniaeformis
Lineage: Eukaryota; Metazoa; Platyhelminthes; Cestoda; Cyclophyllidea; Taeniidae
Source: the annotation of a GenBank genome assembly
GGGCAGCUGUUGCUUCAAAUAAUCACGAGGUUCAACACGGCCUACUGCAAUACUAUCGACGGUGUCUCGAAAGACAUCGAGACCUCCGAGUUAUGUGGCGGCGCACGCAUCUGUUAUAUUUUUCACGAAAUCUUCUACAGCACUUUGGGUCGCAUCGACCCCCUUGGCGGUCUUAAUACUCUGGACAUUCUUACGGCCAUUCGAAAUUCCACAGGUCCCAGGCCAGCACUCUUUGUACCCGAGGUCGCAUUCGAAUUAUUGGUGAAAAGACAAAUCCGCCGAUUAGAAGAGCCUAGUCUUCGAUGUGUGGAACUUGUUCACGAAGAGAUGCAACGAAUUAUCCAACACUGCGGAACCCAGCAAGAAAUGUACCGGUUUCCAAACCUACAUGAGCGGAUAGUGGAUGUUGUCACGUCGUUGCUGAGACGUCGACUUCAGCCAACGAAUGAGAUGGUCACAAAUCUUGUUGCCAUCGAGUUGGCCUACAUCAACACUCGUCAUCCCGAUUUCACGGAAGAGCUCAUGCUUCAUCGACAGCAGGCACCGCCGGGACUCAAUAAUCUGACCCUGAACGAGGCAUCGUCCCAAGUGCAGGCCGGCAAACGAACAAAACAGCUGGCGACAGAGCGACGUUCGAGCGCUGCGCCUGUGCAGCGAUCUAGUGACGCGCUCCAGGAGGCCGACUCAUCGGACAGUGCCAACCCCUCAGGCUUCCACGCGACCCCUGACAUUGUAUGUCUCUUUAAGCUCUCAAACCAACAUAGGUAUUUGGUGUGA